Messenger RNA from Nerophis lumbriciformis (worm pipefish), 1315 nucleotides. RefSeq names its product regulator of G protein signaling 18 (gene rgs18). The record is from RefSeq and is a predicted model, not a curated record. Lineage: Eukaryota; Metazoa; Chordata; Actinopteri; Syngnathiformes; Syngnathidae.
UUGGUCUGGUUUCUCUGCUCUGGUCUGGCUUCUCUGCAGUGGUCUGGGUUCUCUGUUCUGGUCUGGUUUCUCUGCUCUGGUUUGGGUUCUUGUGCGCCGUGCCGUGAAAGUAGGGCCAGCUGGGAGGUGGACUCAGGUGUGCACAUGUGACGUGUCUCUGGACUUUCUUGGAAACACCUGGAACUGUGUCAGUGAGGAGUCCUUCACAUGGCUGGCCUGGUCCAGCACCUUGUUCUGGGUGCCACAUGUCCCGGAAGACAUCAAGUGACAGAGAGGAAGAGCCGACUCAAUCUCACCAGGUUUGGCUCCCAUGAAAAUGUCAGCCAGCACAAAAAGAGUCCAUCCAGCACCAUUUCAGCAGAGACGGCUCUGCAAUGGAGCGAGUCCUUUGAAGAACUGAUGAAGAACUCAGACGGGGUGGAGACCUUCUCUCGCUUCCUGCGCACUGAGUUCAGUGAGGAGAACCUGGACUUCUGGCUGGCGUGUGAAGAAUACCACACCUUGCACUCGGACAAGAAGCUGCUGUCCAAAGCCAAACAUAUCUACGCUCUUUUUAUUGAGUCGGACGCCCCUAAAGAGGUCAACAUUGACUACAAGACCAAGGUGGCCAUCCAGGAGGAGCUGGCAGAGCCCACCAGGACUUGUUUCCAAGCGGCCCAGCUGAAAGUCUACAGCCUGAUGAAGAAGGACUCCUACCCCAGAUUCCUGCAAUCGGACAUGUAUUUAGGUCUGGCCAGGAAGAAGGGUCCGGGGGCGGGUAUGUUCCGCAGAAGGUCACGCUCCUGCGUCUUCAGCGAGCGGGGCGCCGCCGCCGCCCAGCCUUCGCCCUGGUAGUCACCACGUCUCCUAAGCAGCUGGUAAAAGCCAUGAUUACUUUGGCGGUAAUCAGUGGAAUUUGUGUUUCAGACGGCGACGUGUCUGCGGAAUGAAUCAGUUUUAUUUUACGAGCAAACAAUAUUCAGCCUGGCGAGGAGCCAUCCAUCCAGGCUGAGAUAUUUAGGAAAUAUGCCAGAUUCUUUUGGCGUUUGUAAGUCCUCACUGGGUGGUUAACCACCUCAGAACUCAGUAGUCUCCAUUUGUUCAGUCCGACUGAUGUCAUUUAGGGCUGUAGAAGUAAACAUUGAUUGAUUGAUUGAUUGACUGAUGUGCAGAGUCCACAACCAACAGUUAAACAUUUAACAACGUCCCACUGGGUUGUGAGUUUUUCCUUGCCCUUAUGUGGGCUCUGUACCGCGGAUGUCGUUGUGGCUUGUGCAGCCCUUUGAGACACUUGUGAUUUAGGGCUAUAUAAAUAAACAUUGAUUGAACAAAGGAA